AUGAACGCAUCGAACUCGGAGUUUGAGCUCAACGUCUAUGUGGACGAGGUCGUCAUGAUCGACACGAAGGAGACCGAUCUCCUCGCGCGCGAGAUCGACCACUUCCACCGCAAGGACGAAGACGACAAACACCGCUUGCUAACCGACUUCAUCAAGGAGGCCAAGACGGACCUGAGUGCUCGCAUGCGAAUGAUUCUCAUCGACUGGCUCGUCGAGGUCGGCGAAGAGUACAAGGUCUCGUCCAAGGCGCUCCACCUCGCGAUCUGCCUCGUCGACCGGUGCUUGGCGAGUAUGACCCUCCAUCGCAGCGAGCUCCAGCUUAUGGGCUGCGCGUGCAUGAUCCUCGCGUCCAAGUACGAAGAUGUGCACGCGCCGAGUGUCGAAGACCUCGUGUACAUCUCGGACCACACGUACACGGGCGACCGCAUGCUCGAGAUGGAAAGUAUGGUCCUCGACGCGCUCGAGUUCCGCGUGAGCUCGACCCAUCUCUACCAUUUUCUUGAGCGCUUCGUCCUCGCGGCUGCACCACGGACCGCGUCCAAGACGGCUCUGCCCGUGCAAAUGGUCGCGAAGAAGCUUCUCGGACUCGCGAUCAAGAUGGAAGCCCAACUCUUCGUCAUGACGCAUGGCCGGGCUCUAAGCGAAGACGCAAUUCGUCGCCACUUGCUGUACCUGGCGGGCCGCGCGUUUCGAACGCGGUUUCAGACGCGCAACCAUGUCGUCAAGCUUUGA
This is a messenger RNA of Saprolegnia parasitica CBS 223.65, 732 nucleotides long. RefSeq lists its product as hypothetical. Gene Ontology annotation, molecular function: cyclin-dependent protein serine/threonine kinase regulator activity. The coding region runs from base 1 to 732 and encodes 243 amino acids. Lineage: Eukaryota; Oomycota; Saprolegniomycetes; Saprolegniales; Saprolegniaceae. Gene Ontology annotation, biological process: mitotic cell cycle phase transition; regulation of cyclin-dependent protein serine/threonine kinase activity. Gene Ontology annotation, cellular component: cytoplasm; nucleus; cyclin-dependent protein kinase holoenzyme complex. The transcript is spliced from 3 exons. The record is from RefSeq and is a predicted model, not a curated record.